Molecule: messenger RNA, 2258 nt
Organism: Penaeus indicus
Lineage: Eukaryota; Metazoa; Arthropoda; Malacostraca; Decapoda; Penaeidae
Product: sialin-like
Exons: 11
Coding region: 96-1625 (509 amino acids)
Biological process (GO): transmembrane transport; monoatomic anion transport
Cellular component (GO): plasma membrane
Molecular function (GO): transmembrane transporter activity
Source: RefSeq, a predicted model, not a curated record
GUCAGUUGCAGAGUCGGAACCCUCCAGUCUCACUCGCGCCGCGGUAAACAGCUGAUCUGCGGGCUUUUAAAACGCUAGGACCCAGCGGCUAUACCAUGACUUCCCGGCUGGACUGCGAGCACGAGGAAGGACGAAGCCCGGGGAGGGACGCGCAGCCGGGACCGGAAGGAAAAGGGGAGUGCUGGGCCGCCCGCCACACACUCGCUCUGUUGGGGUUCCUGGGUCUCGCCGUCGAGUAUUCGCUGCGCGUGAACCUCUCCAUCGCCAUCGUGGCCAUGGCGGGCACGAGCGAGGUCAACGCCACGACCAACGCCUCCCUGGAUGUGUGUCCUGUCAGAGAUAAUGGCACAGACCCGGGAGGGAACCAUGUGGAGGGGGAGUUCGCCUGGGACGAGGAGACGCAGGGCCUGAUCCUCGGCGCCUUCUUCUACGGGUACACGGCCACCAACUUUCUCGGAGGGCGCCUGGCGGAGUACCUCGGAGGGAGGCUGGUCUUCGGCCUCGGUUCGGGCCUGGCCUCGCUCCUCGCCCUCCUCUCGCCUCUGUGCGCGAGAAUUUCCACAGGACUCUUCGUGGCUUCGAGAGUCCUGACUGGGGUUUCGCAGGGAGUUACAUUUCCGGCUCUAAAUUCCUUGAUGGCUACCUGGUUUCCCCCUGAAGAAAGAGCCAAACUCGGGUCCUUCGUUUAUGGAGGAAUGCAGUUCGGCACCAUCAUUGGCCUAACCUUGAGCGGCUGGCUGUGUAACUCGGGGUUCCUGGGGGGUUGGCCCUCGGUCUUCUACGUCUUCGGGGGCGUGGGGUUAGCGUGGGGGGUUCCUUGGUUCCUCCUCAUUCACGACCGACCCGAAGGACACCCCAGGAUCUCUAAACAGGAACUUGAUUAUAUUCAGGGGCAGCAGGACACCGUCAAAGGCGUGGAGAGAGUGCCGAUCCCCUGGAAAGCGAUGGUGACGUCGCCGCCGAUGUGGUCCAGCGCCAUCAUGGCCUUCGGCGGGAGUUUUGGCUUCUACACCCUCUUGACGGAGAUGCCCACCUACCUCGCCAACAUCCAGCACUUCAAUGUCAAAAGUAAUGGGUUGCUGUCUGGAUUGCCGUACGCCUGUAUGCUGUGUACUACCUUGGCGUGGGGCAUCGUGGUGGACAGACUCCUGGCGGCCAAGUGUCUCUCCCUCAAAGGAGUGAGACGGAUUUCCACAGGCAUUGCCAAUUACGUGGCCGCCCUCGCACUAAUAGCGAUGUGUUUCGUGGACUGCAACUCCUCCGCGGCGAUGGUAGUGCUAUGCAUCUCCGUCGGAAUCUCCGGCUGCGUCUACAGCGGGUCUUGCCUCACUGAGCAGGACAUCGCACCCAACCUGGCCGGGACGCUGACGGGGAUCACCAACACUCUAGGAUCUGCUACAGGUUUCCUUGCCCCGGCUGUUGCUGGUGCUAUCACUAUGGACAACAAUAAAUCUAUCCACGCAUGGAGAGAAGUGUUCUUGAUGUCAGCUGGUAUACUGACAGUCGCGACAUCCCUCUACAUGGUACUGAUGUCCGUUGAGGUACAGCCUUGGAAUAACCCGGAAAAGGUCAAAGUGGAGACUAAAUUGAAAAUAGAAAACGGCUUCGCUCACAAUUCGAGAUGACCACGAAGUUGACCUAGUAAUGGAAAUAAUGGUGAAGUAAAGAAGAUAAUAGUAAAGAAAUAAUGGUUAGAAAAGUAAUGAAAAUAAUGGUAUAAAAAGUAAUGAAAAUAAUGGUAUAAAAAGUAAUGGUAAUAAUGGUAAAUAAAGUAAUGAAAAUAAUUGUAAUAAAUAUUAUGAUAAAUAAAGUAAUGAAAAUAAUUGUAAUAAAUAUUAUGAUAAAUAAAGUAAUGAAAAUAAUUUUAAUAAAUAUUAUGAUAAAUAAAGUAAUGAAAAUAAUUGUAAUAAAUAUUAUGAUAAAUAAAGUAAUGAAAAUAAUUGUAACAAAUAUUAUGAUAAAUAAAGUAAUGAAAAUAAUUGUAAUGAAUAUUAUGAUAAAUAAAGUAAUGAAAAUAAUUGUAAUAAAAAUUAUGAUAAAUAAAGUAACGAAAACAAUGAUAACAAAGUAAUAAAAAUAACGAUAAUUAAAGUAAAAGCAACAGUAACAUUGGUGCUGAUUUUAGUGACAAUGAUAAAAACACUCAAACAAACAUCACAUAUAUAGUCAGACACAAGUUGCUAAAAUGUAAAAAAUAAAAAAUAUCUAUUUGGGGGAAGUUUUGUAAGCUGUUCUUAAUAAAGGUGAAUCUUUUUAAA